Messenger RNA from Tupaia belangeri chinensis (Chinese tree shrew), 5256 nucleotides. It is a transcript of the gene ADCY7, whose product is annotated as adenylate cyclase 7. Gene Ontology annotation, molecular function: adenylate cyclase activity. Lineage: Eukaryota; Metazoa; Chordata; Mammalia; Scandentia; Tupaiidae. Gene Ontology annotation, biological process: intracellular signal transduction; cAMP biosynthetic process; adenylate cyclase-activating G protein-coupled receptor signaling pathway. Gene Ontology annotation, cellular component: plasma membrane. Bases 506 to 3727 code for a protein of 1073 amino acids. The transcript is spliced from 26 exons. The record is from RefSeq and is a predicted model, not a curated record.
UGGGGAACCGAAAAAAGCCAAUUCAUGCAGCCAUGAACAGACCCCGGGAAGAUUCGGAGAAAUUUUGGCCAGGGGGUGAGCUGGGACUGGUCUUGGCAUUACUGGGGUUCCGGACAGGUGUGGGGAGACCUGGUGGGUCAUCCUGAGGGAAGGCCUGCGUUGGGGGAGCACGGGGCUGCAGAGGACUGAGACGCCAUCGCGGCGACUUCCGGCCCCCUCCCUGGAGCCUGGCUCUGGAGAGCUUAGACCCUCACGUGCCCGGUCACCCCAGCCUGGAUGCACAGGAAGAUGCUGGCAGUACAGUGAGUGAAGCUUGGCAUUUGCAGUGGGGGAGGUUCGAGUGGCCCAUGGAGCUGCAGGCCCAGAGGGCCUCCAUCCAACCCUUCUCACCAGCCUCGGAGAAGCCAGAUGCCUAGACCCUUGGGGGAGGCGCCAGCACACUGAUGUUCCUCAAGUUGUGGGGUCUCCCACGUGGCCUGCUGGGUGAACACGCCAAGGCUGGAGGAUGCCAGCCAAGGGGCGCUACUUCCUCAAUGAGGGUGAGGAGGGCCCCGACCAAGAUGCGCUCUACGAGAAGUACCGCCUCACCAGCCAGCAUGGGCCGCUGCUGCUCACACUCCUGUUGGUGGCUAUCACCGCUUGCGUCACCCUCAUCGCCAUUGCCUUCAGCCAGGAGGAGCACCCCAACCAGGCUGUCCUGGUCACGGCGUUCCUGACACUGGUGGUGUUUGUGGCCCUCUACGUGCUGGUGUAUGCCGGGUGCCUCGUCCGGCGGUGGCUCAGGGCCUCGGCGCUGCUCACCUGGGCCUGCCUCAUGGCACUGGGCUGCGUGCUGGUGUUCGACUCUGGGGGGAAGGAGGCCUGUGCGUUGGAGCAGGUGCCCUACUUCCUGUUCGUCGUCUUCGUGGUAUACACGCUGCUGCCCUUCAGCAUGCUGGGAGCCAUCAUGGCGGGUACCGUCUCCACCAUCUUCCACCUCCUGGUGCUCGGCGUGCUGAUGGGGGCCUUCACGAAGCCCAGCAUCUCGAAGGGGCUGCAGCUGCUGGCCAACGUGGUCAUCUUCCUGUGCGGGAACCUCACCGGCGCCUUCCACAAGCACCAGAUGCAGGACGCCUCCCGAGACCUCUUCACCUACACCGUGAAGUGCAUCCAGAUCCGGAGGAAGCUGCGCAUCGAGAAGCGCCAGCAGGAGAACCUGCUGCUCUCCGUGUUGCCGGCCCACAUCUCCAUGGGCAUGAAGCUGGCCAUCAUUGAGCGGCUCAAGGAGCGCGGGGAUCGGCGCUACCUGCCCGACAACAACUUCCACAGCCUCUACGUCAAGCGGCACCAGAACGUCAGUAUCCUGUACGCAGACAUUGUGGGCUUCACGCGUCUGGCCAGUGACUGCUCCCCCAAGGAGCUGGUGGUGGUCCUGAAUGAGCUCUUCGGCAAGUUCGACCAGAUCGCCAAGGCCAACGAGUGCAUGCGGAUCAAGAUCCUGGGCGACUGCUACUACUGCGUGUCGGGCCUGCCUGUGUCCCUGCCCACCCAUGCCCGGAACUGUGUGAAGAUGGGACUGGACAUGUGUGAGGCCAUCAAGCAGGUGCGGGAGGCCACGGGUGUGGACAUCAACAUGCGUGUGGGCAUACACUCGGGGAACGUACUGUGCGGUGUCAUCGGGCUGCGCAAGUGGCAGUACGACGUGUGGUCCCACGACGUGUCCCUGGCCAACCGGAUGGAGGCGGCAGGAGUUCCCGGCCGGGUGCACAUCACAGAGGCGACGCUGAACCACCUGGACAAGGCGUACGAGGUGGAGGACGGGCACGGCCAGCAGCGAGACCCCUACCUGAGGGAGAUGAACAUCCGCACCUACCUGGUCAUCGACCCCCGGAGCCAGCAGCCGCCACCACCCAGCCAGCACCUCCCCAAGCCCAAGGGCGACGCGGCCCUGAAGAUGCGGGCGUCGGUGCGGAUGACCCGCUACCUCGAGUCCUGGGGGGCGGCCCGGCCCUUCGCACACCUCAACCACCGCGAGAGCGUGAGCAGUGGAGAGACCCCCGUUCCCAAUGGGCGGAGGCCCAAGGCCAUUCCUCUGCGGCGCCACCGGGCCCCUGACAGGAGUGCAUCCCCCAAGGGGCGGUCGGAGGAUGACUCGUAUGACGACGAGAUGCUGUCGGCCAUUGAAGGGCUCAGCUCCACCAGGCCCUGCUGCUCCAAGUCCGAUGACUUCUACACCUGUGGGUCCAUCUUCCUGGAGAAGGGCUUUGAGCGUGAGUACCGCCUGGCGCCCAUCCCUCAGGCCCGCCACGACUUCGCCUGUGCUGGCUUCAUCUUCAUCUGCAUCCUGCUCGUCCAUGUCCUCCUGGUACCCAGGACGACGGCUCUGGGAGUGUCCUUCGGGCUGGCGGCCUGCGCGCUGGGGCUGGUGCUCGGCCUGUGUUUUGCCACUGAGUUCCUGCGAUGCUGCCCCGCACGGGGGGUGCUCCGGGCCAUCUCUGAGAGGGUGGAGACGCAGCCCCUGCUGAGGCUGACCCUGGUGGUGCUGACGAUCGGGAGCCUGCUCACCGUCACCGUCGUCAACCUGCCAGUGAUGCCAUUCCCAGCCCUGGCACUACCAGGAGGCAACGAGACGCGCAGCGGGGCAAGUUCCCCGUGCAACCUGCUCCCGUAUUACACCUGCAGCUGCAUCCUGGGCCUCAUGUCCUGCUCUGUCUUCCUGCGGAUGAGCCUGGAGCUGAAGGUCGUGCUGUUGACAGUGGCCCUGGUGGCCGACCUGGUGCUAUUCCACGUCUACACAUGUUGGCAGGGCGACUGCUGCAGCCACAGCCUGAGCAAUCUCACCGGGACCAACGGCACCCUCAGUGCCUCCGACUGUUUCUGGAGGGAUCUGAAGACCAUGGUCAGCUUCUACCUGGCCCUGUUCUAUGUCACCCUGCUCAUGCUCUCCAGACAGAUCGACUAUUACUGCCGCUUGGACUGUCUGUGGAAGAAGAAGUUCAAGAAGGAGCACGAGGAGUUCGAGACCAUGGAGAACGUGAACCGCCUGCUCCUGGAGAACGUCCUGCCCGCCCAUGUGGCCGCCCACUUCAUCGGGGACAAGCUGAACGAGGACUGGUACCAUCAGUCCUACGACUGCGUCUGCGUCAUGUUCGCAUCUGUGCCGGAUUUCAAAGUGUUCUACACGGAGUGCGACGUCAACAAGGAGGGGCUGGAGUGCCUGCGCCUGCUAAACGAGAUCAUCGCCGACUUCGACGAGCUGCUGUUAAAGCCCAAGUUCAGCGGCGUGGAGAAGAUCAAGACCAUCGGCAGCACGUACAUGGCAGCUGCGGGGCUCAGCGUCACCUCAGGGCACGAGAAUCAGGACCUAGAGCGGCAGCACGCCCACAUUGGCGUCAUGGUGGAGUUCAGCCUGGCCCUGAUGGGCAAGUUGGAUGGCAUCAACCGGCACUCCUUCAACAACUUCCGCCUGCGUGUCGGCAUAAACCACGGACCCGUGAUUGCUGGAGUGAUCGGGGCACGCAAGCCUCAGUACGACAUCUGGGGAAACACGGUCAAUGUCGCCAGCCGCAUGGAGAGCACUGGGGAGCUUGGGAAGAUCCAGGUUACCGAAGAGACGUGCACCAUCCUCCAGGGACUCGGCUACUCCUGUGAGUGCCGCGGGCUGAUAAACGUCAAAGGCAAAGGCGAACUGAGGACUUACUUUGUCUGUACAGACACUGCCAAGUUUCAAGGGCUGGGGCUGAACUGAGGGCUUCUGGCAGAUUCCGAACACGCUGGGAGGCUGAUUUCCUUCCCUGAAGCAAGCCAAGGAGCAGACUCAGCCCCAUGCCGGUCACAGUGGCAUUUGAAGGGCUUGGCCAUAGCCCCCGCCUGGCGGAUGGCUGUGUGCGGCUUCCCUGGACUUGUGCAAGGGGGGGGGGUCUCUUGGACACUUGGGGAAGAUCCAGGCUGGAAGUGACCCCUGAGCUGUACUGUGUGAUGCCGGCCAGAACCUCGUGUUUCUGGGUGCUGGAAGAGGCUCAGAGUGACUCUGAGAUCUUUGUUCUUGGGGUGCUGUGCAGGGGACCUCUCAGCAUGACCGCAGUGGGCUGGGAGCAUGCACAGGGGAGACCUGCUUUUCUGGGUGCAAAGGAGGACGAAGACGAGUCACCUAGUGUGGGUGGGAGACUCCCUGCUCCCUAGCCGGGAGGUGUUGGACGGUGCGCCGCUCCCAGGGCACUCUGGGAAGUGAAGUUGCAAAGGGCGUUUUACAUCCGUAAAUGGUUUCAGACAGUCCAGGGAGAAAAACGUAAUUGACACUUGUUACUUCUUGCCAUCUCUGGCAAAGCGUUUGUUUUGAAUGGACACAUUAUUAAUGGGGGUUUGUCCUUCUUAAUGACUGCUUGGACGCCAGACAGAGGCUCUUCCCUCCAGGGGAUUCUCUGCCUUUUAACCACUGACAUGUAAGCAGGACCAGCGUCCAGCCUGCUGGGAUUGGAGCCCUCAGGAAUGUGGCUCCGAGGAGCGGCGAGGAAUGGCGCAGCCUGGGCUUUGUGGCAGGAGCUGAAAGCCGAGAAAUAGGGACAACCUGUGAGCUCUCCCCUGGCCGUAUGUGUUUAAGUCCUCCCCUGUACCCUUUUUUUGGCAGAGAGAGAACUUGGACGACCCGCAGUACUUCCCUUCCUCUAGUCUUCAUGGCUAGCUUGGAGCACAGCAGGGGUGCGAGGACAGUCCGUACCUGGGUAGCCGACUGUCUUGCAGGGCUGAGAUGUUCUGGGUCUGGCCCUGAGUUGGCGCAGGCGCAGGAAGCCGGGUCUGAGAUGGGGUCUGACUGCUUCAGCACCCAGGGACCUGGACUGCGCUGACUCCUUCCUGGUCAGCAGCAGCCAACUGCCUGUUGCUUUUUCUCAACUGACAUCACCGCCUACAGCCAGGGUGUCCCUGGAUUUCUAGUCCAGCGACUUUGCCAAUACAGCAGGGGCUCUUGGGCUAGACGUCAUCUGUGACCCCCCUGAAAUGAUACUGAAAACCUUGUGUACGAGAACCUUCAAAAGAUCACGCAGAGCUCUGGAUGGAGUGAUUAGCCAGCCAGGUCUGCCUGGGACCCAGGGUCCAGGAAUGCAUUGCCACCCUUGUCAUAGUGCUGUGUCCAAACCAGGGGACGGAGGGCCUGAAAUGGAACCUGCCUGCUUAUGCUGUGUGCUGUUGUAAAGCGUCGCCAGCCUGAGGGUUUGCUCUUGUUUAAGGAAGUGCUGGGCGGCCUAACGGCAGCUCUGAUGUGUGCUGCUCGUAACUGGG